Cornus florida is the source of this 2010-nucleotide messenger RNA. RefSeq lists its product as uncharacterized. Gene Ontology annotation, biological process: proteolysis. Gene Ontology annotation, molecular function: aspartic-type endopeptidase activity. The record is from RefSeq and is a predicted model, not a curated record. Bases 1 to 2010 code for a protein of 669 amino acids. The transcript has 2 exons. Lineage: Eukaryota; Viridiplantae; Streptophyta; Magnoliopsida; Cornales; Cornaceae.
AUGAACUCAGCAAAAUUCUUCCAUUUUCGCACAGGAAAUGAUGAAAUUUUACUCGCUCCUUCUCAAGGCAAAAAGCGCAAGUAUACGUAUGUCAACGGUAUCUUCAACUUCAAAGGAUAUAAACCAUAUAGCCUUUGUGUUUUAAUUGAUACAGGCGCAACCACCAGUUGUUGUCGAUUUAAUGCCCUACCUUCAGAAAAAUGGCAGCAAAUGGAACACCCCAUUGGUGUUCAAGGCAUUGAUGCUGAAGCUCCCCUGAAUGUUAUUCAGUUUAAAGCAAAAGACGUUGCUAUCUGGCUUAAUGAUAAAAAGUUCAUUAUCCCAAAAAUUCUUUGCUUCCCCUAUAUGCAUGGUGAUUUCAUUCUAGGAUGUAACUUUAUCUAUAGUUACCUUCCUUUGCAGUUAAAAGAAAAAACUAUUUCUUUAACUCUAAAAGACCAAACCGUCGUUGAAAUCCCAAUUCAAGAGAAUUUAGCUUCUGUUUGUAAUGAAAAGUUCUAUCCACCCAAACGAGAUACUGACUUACUAGUCCUUGCUGAUACUCAUUGGUUAUAUGCAUCUUUACGCCAAAAUUUUUCCGAUAAUCCACUUACCCUGUGGAAAAGAAGUCCUCGAUUUUGCAGCCUGAAACUCAAAAAUCAGAAUGUUAUUAUUCGAGUUAAACCAAUGAUAUACCUUCGAAGAGACAUUGAUGAAUUUGACGCACAACUUCAAGAGCUCCUUGAGAAAAAACUCAUUGAACGCACACGCAGUCCACAUAGCAGCCCCGCAUUUAUGGUUAGAAACCAUAGUGAACUCAAACGCGGUAAAGCCCGUAUGGUCAUCAACUAUAAAUGGCUUAAUGAGCAUUUGAUAUUUGAUGGUUAUUUUAUCCCACGCAAAGAUGUUCUGAUCAAUCAAACCCGUGGAGCUAAAAUCUUUAGUAAGUUUGAUUGUAAAGCAGGCUUUUGGCAGAUCAAACUGAGAAAGAAGUCAAAGCCCCUUACGGCGUUCAGUACCCCUCACGGCCACUAUCAAUGGACCGUUAUGCCUUUUGGUCUCAACACAGCACCACAAAUCUAUCAACGAUGGAUGGAUUCUAUCUUUAAUGAUCUUAAAGAUUUUGUUGUUGUUUACAAAGAUGAUAUUUUAGUUUUCUCUAAAACUAGAGACGAACAUAAAAAACAUCUUCUUUGUCUUUCAAAAAAACUGAAGACUUACGGAAUCAUCUUAUCUCCAACCAAGAUAGAUGUUGAAAAAGAAUCUAUUGAUUUUCUGGGAUUAGUUUUAACCCACAAAGGUAUAAAACUACAGGAUCAUAUAAUUAUUAAGAUCCGUGAUUUUCCUGACAUUAUUCAAGAUAAAAAGCAACUUCAAAGCUUUUUGGGCAUCUUGAAUUAUGAACGCGCUUUUAUUAAAGGGUUAGCUCAAAAGGAACUUCCUUUAUUAAAGAAGCUACAGAAAAAUGUCACUUUUGAAUGGACUGAUAGUGAUACCACCAUUAUCCAACAAAUCAAAGUUGAUUUAGUCCAUAUCCCUGAAGUAUAUUUUCCUCAAACAGGAGAUAAACUUAUUCUUGAAAUAGAUGCCUCCGAGCUCUGUUGGGGAUGUGUUUUAAAAGCCAUUCCUAAAGAAAAAUGGAUUGAUGACACUUCGUCCUAUCCCGUGAUCCGAGCUCGUAAAGCUCCAAUAACCAAACUCCUUCAAAGAGAAGAGUUAAUUUGUGGAUACAAUUCUGGGAAAUUUAAACCCAAUGAACUGAAUUAUAUCAUUUAUGAAAAAGAACUUCUGAUGGAUGAAAACAAUUUUUCACCAAAGGAUAAAGAUGGUUGGAUCACUGUUGCUAAAAAAGCAAUAUCUAAACCAAGUCCAUCACAACCACACAAAUGGUUCGUGGUUUUUGCAGGUCACCAGCCUGGCAUCUAUGAAACCUGGAAUGACUGUCACAAACAGCUUCGUUCAUUUAAUGGUUCUUGCUUUAAAGCUUAUGACACGUUUAUAGAAGCCCAAACAGUUUUCUAUAAUGUGUGA